This is a messenger RNA of Populus euphratica (Euphrates poplar), 1830 nucleotides long. RefSeq names its product SWI/SNF complex subunit SWI3D-like. Gene Ontology annotation, molecular function: zinc ion binding; protein binding. The record is from RefSeq and is a predicted model, not a curated record. The coding region runs from base 1 to 1830 and encodes 609 amino acids. The transcript is spliced from 4 exons. Lineage: Eukaryota; Viridiplantae; Streptophyta; Magnoliopsida; Malpighiales; Salicaceae.
AUGGAGGAGAAACCGGCGGGGAGCUUUGCCGACUCGCCGGCGUCAUUUGAACCGACAACUUCAAGGCGCCGGGCUGGAGGGCACAAAAGGAAAGCAAAUUCACAUUCAAACUCUCUCUCUUCACCUCUACCAUCGAAACGGCUCACUCGCGAGAAAGCUGGAUUUUCUAAUCUCUCGAUCCAUAACGGUCCGUUGACUAGAGCGAGACAAAUCCCUAACAUCUUGGCUUCUUCGGCGCCUUCAGCAGGCGUGAAGAUCGAACAGAAGGUAGUUGCGGCGGUGCCGGAUGCCGCUGCGGUGGUGGAGGAGGAGAGGAGGAGUAGGGUGGAGGAAUUGCAAGCAGAAAUUGAAGCAGAGUUUGAGGUUAUUAGAUCUCGUGAUUCUAAUGCUCAUGUUGUGCCUAGUCAUUGUGGUUGGUUUUCAUGGACACAAAUUCACUCGCUUGAGGAGCGUUUGCUGCCUUCAUUCUUUAAUGGAAAGUCCCAAAGCCGGUCACCUGACACCUAUUUAGAUAUACGUAAUUGGAUUAUGAAGAAGUUUCAUGCAAAUCCAAACACUCUUAUUGAAGUGAAAGAUUUAUCAGAACUUGAAGUUUCAGACUCGGAAGCGAGGCAAGAGGUGUUAGAGUUCUUGGACUAUUGGGGAUUAAUUAACUUUCAUCCAUUACAAUUAGAUUCUGUUACAAACGCUGAUGGUGAUGGAGCAGCAAAGAAAGAUUUGUCACUUGAAAAGUUGUUUCGCUUUGAAGCCAUUCAAACAUGUCCACCUGUUGUUACUAAACCUAACUUCACAGCUCCAACUACACCAUCUAGAUUGUUUCCUGAGUCGGCAAUUGCUGAAGAGUUGGCUAAGCUUGAGGGGCCAUCUGUUGAGUACCACUGCAAUUCUUGUUCAGCUGAUUGCUCGCGCAAACGCUAUCAUUGCCAGAAGAAGGCAGAUUAUGAUUUAUGUGCCGAUUGCUUUAAUAAUAGAAAGUUUGGCUCAAACAUGUCCUCAUCAGAUUUUAUUCUCAUGGAGCCUGCUGAGGCUGCUGGUGUAAGUGGUGGAAAGUGGACAGAUCAAGAGACUCUACUUCUUCUUGAAGCAUUGGAACUCUAUAAAGAAAACUGGAAUGAGAUUGCAGAACAUGUUGCCACAAAAACGAAGGCUCAGUGUAUAUUGCACUUUGUUCAAAUGCCAAUUGAGGAUGCCUUUUUUGACUGCGCCAUUGAUAUGGAUGGUACUUCUAAAGAAACAGCAGAUGCUGAUGCAACAAAUGAUGAUACAUCUGCCCCUAAAGAUGUCCAUGAUACAAGUGAGAGCAAAACAGGUGCUGAUGAGGAUCAACACUUGACUGUGCCAAUGGAAGGUUCAAAACCAGAAGAUACGACUGGAGUAAAAGUUUCUCAGGGAGGUGAUGUGAUUAAUGGUCAGGAAACUUCAAAAUCUGAAUAUGUCAGUGGAGUGAAAGCUGGUGAGGAAAUGGGUGAAAAUGUUGCACUCAAGGCUCUUACAGAAGCAUUUGAAGCUGUUGGCUAUUCCCCAACUCCUGAAAACCGACUUUCAUUUUCUGAAGUUGGAAAUCCUGUCAUGGCUUUGGCUUUGUUUCUGGCAAGAUUGGUGGGACCUGAUGUUGCUACUGCUUCAGCCUGCAGUGCUUUGAAAUCCUUGUCUAGCAAUUCUCCUGGCAUGCAGCUGGCAUCAAGGCAUUGCUUUCUCCUGGAAGAUCCACCAGAUGAGAGAAAGAAACCAUCUUGCAGUGAUUGGUAUGUGAACUUUUACCGGAACUUAAUUUUCUUUGCAAUUCCUGAGAGAGAGAGAGGCCAGGGAGAGAGGGCGGCAGUUGUUUGA